CUAAAGUGAGAAUUCAGUGGCUUUUGAUGGAAAUAAAACAACUAACAUUAUGCAGUGGAAUUAGAGACAGUGACUUAGUAAAGAGCAUUACAACAUUGAAAAAGGUUUUGUAUUUUCUAUGGAUUAUGGCACAGCCAAUAGGAAUGCGGAAAAUACUUCCUGCAUCAGAAGCUGUGAUUGUGAAAUUUUGCUAGCAGAUACAAUUGGAGAAGUGUGUUGUAAGUAUUGUAAGCAAGCUGGUGUAAAGUUGGAAAGAAAGGCAAAAUCAACUGAUAUAACUGUUGAAAAAGAACUGCACCGCAACACCCCACUCAGUACAGUUUCCAAAGAUAAGAUAAUUAAAGAGGUAAAAAACACCCGAAAGAAAGAAAAACAAUUAAGGAAAAUGGUGAACAAUUUAGACGAAGAGAUUCAGCAAAAAGGAACUUGUCUGAAUGAUGGACUACACAAUGACUUUUCAAGAAUCAUAUCUGGCAUUGAAAAAGAACUGCCAGACGAUAGUUUUGAAAAGCUGUUUUGGCAGGAACAGAAAAAGUCUUUUCAGAAAAAUCCUAAGGCAGUGAGAUGGCAUCCAAUGAUGAUAAGGUUUGCUUUGCAUAUACAUCUUAGAUCCCCUUCAGCUUACAAAGCCUUAAGAGAAAGCAAUGUCGUUAAAUUGCCUUGUGAACGAACACUAAGGGAUUACACAAACACUGUUCACCCAAGUACUGGCUUUCACAAGGCUGUGUUUGACGAUUUGAAGCAUCAAUUAGAAAAGCUAAAUGACAUCCAAAAAUAUGUUGUUCGUAUGCUUGAUGAGGUAUAAAUAAAGGAUGAUCUUGUAUACGACAAAGUAACUGGGGAGUUAGUUGGCUUUGUAAACAUCGGCAAUGAUGUCGAUGAUUGCCACGUAAUUCGAAAUAAAGAAGAGAGCAUCAAAACAGCAAAUGUUGCUACCCAUGUUCUUGUUUUCAUGGUGACAAGUAUUGCAUUUCGUUUGAAAUUUAGUUUGGGUUACUUUGCAACAACAACAGCUACAGCAGAUCAGUUAUUUCUGCUCAUGUGGAAAGCUGUUGGACUGCUUGAAACAUAUGCUGGCCUCAAAGUUGUUGUGGUUGUGUCUGAUAAAGCUGGCCCAAAUCAGCGACUGUACAGCCUUCAUGAUUCUGGAGAUAAAAUUACUUAUCGAACAAAGGAUGUAUUUGCAACUGAUGAGCAGAGAUAUAUCUACUUUUUUUCUGACCCUCCUCAUCUCAUUAAAACUGCCAGAAACAACUUCGCCAAUUCUGGCUCAGGAUCGAACACAAGAAGAUUAUGGAACAAUGGGGAGCAUUUACUUUGGAAACACAUAGUUGAUCUUUAUGAGGAUGAUCGAAAGAACAUGGUGCGAACAAAGCUAACAAACGAACAUGUUUACCUUACAAGUUACUCAAAGAUGAGAGUUAAUCUCGUCACACAAGUUCUAAGUGAGACAGUCUCAAAUAUAAUGAUGGCUUAUUCCUCUUCUGAAACUCAAGGAACAGCUACUUUCUUGUUAAUGAUGGAUAAGUUUUUUGAUUGA
Messenger RNA from Paramuricea clavata, 1540 nucleotides. The record is from the annotation of a GenBank genome assembly. Lineage: Eukaryota; Metazoa; Cnidaria; Anthozoa; Malacalcyonacea; Plexauridae.